GUGCAAACUAUGUCGGAGCGAGUGAACCAGCCAAAUGCAACAGCGCAUCCCACGGUAUGAAGGUGGCGCUAGCGAGUAUCAUGAUGCACCCUGGCCGUCUCCAAUCGACCCCCAGCUGCACGGUGCACCCUGCAGCGUGACGCCUCGUCAUUCCAGACUUGGGUUGCCUGACGAUCGCCUGACGCCCAAGCUCUAACAGCCUCGACAACUUUCUCUUCGUCAUCAUCAUCACCAAAACGCAGCCAUCCAGAAACACAGUCAUUUGCCACCUGUUCUCAGGCAGGGCAUCCCCGACUUUCAAUCUGUUGCGAUCAAAGCCAAUUCAGAGCUAGACAAUGGCACCGCCGCCUGAAAUUGCGAUACCCUCUACCAGCACAUCGACUGCGGGCGCUUCGAAGCCAUAUACACUGUACAACAUCACCCUUCGACUGCCCCUCCGAUCAUACGUCGUUCAGAAGCGUUACAGCGAUUUUUCGAACCUCCAUAGCACCUUGCGUGAGGCUGUCGGCACACCGCCUCCCGAGCCUCUCCCUGGGAAACACUGGCUCAAAAGCACAGUCAACUCGCCAGAGCUGACGCAGCAACGACAAACAGGGCUUGAGAAGUAUCUCAAGGCGAUAGCCGAGAGUCCAGAUCGGAGAUGGAGGGAUACAUCAGCAUGGCGAGCUUUUCUAAAUCUGCCUAGCAGCAGCACUACAAACUCGGCUGUGUCAGCAGGUGGCAUGGUGGGUAGCAACACCGCUGUCGGAGCGGCAGAUCCUCACACGUGGCUAGAUAUACACCGCGAAGUAAAGGGAUGCCUCCACGAGGCGAGGCAGUGCCUUUCACGAAGAGACGGGGCCAGUGACAGUGGGAACAAUUCUGCCGCCGCUGAGGCUGGCGCGGCAGCCAAAAAGUCACUGAUCAAAGCUGGCACCUUGAUCAGUAGCCUCGGCGACGGCCUUCGGAAGAUGCAGGAGUCCGGUAGGCUAGGCGAUGGGGAGCUACGCCGCAGACGAGAUCUCGUGGCAAACGCAAGGAUGGAACGCGAUGGCAUGGAGAAGCUGGCGAAUAGCACGCCCUCGCCAGCAGCAGGCAGAGGAGGAGCCAAUGCCGAUACAAAGGCCGCCAAGUCGGACAGAGCUGACUUGCUACGAGGUGGCAAGCCCGGGGGUCGAGUACUGGGGGCACCACUACCGGAAACCGACAAGACGCGGGAACUGGAUAAUGAAGGUGUCUUGAUGCUUCAACGUCAGGAAUUGGAGGAGCAAGAUUUGAGUAUCAACCAGCUUGCCGCGAUCAUCGCCCGACAGAAGGAUAUGGGCGUCCAGAUCGGUGAAGAGGUCGACAGGCAAACAAAGAUGCUAGAGAUGAUGGACGAAGAUGUCGACCGCGUGUCGGGCAAAGUCAAGGUCGGCAAUGCGCGCCUCAAAAAGUUCUGACUGGGGAUGAUACACGGGUCUGUCAGGGCAAUGAUCCUAGCUUUCGGAAUUAUGGCUUGGGUUACCACUGUUCUGAAUGGACUCGCAGACGGUUUCGUCUGGGUAGCUGAGAUCUUGGCCAUUCUGAUUGUUCACCCUGGGCGACAAUGAUCCCCCUUGGCCGCAAACCAGGAGGGAUGGACUGAACUUGGCAAGAUACCACAUGCAGGACAUUUACGGCGAUAGUCGAGUCGCGAACGGGGCGUACACAGCGACAAUGUUUUCUUAGAAUGAUACCUGGACAAUUGCGGCGUUUCGCUUUCUACGCUUU
Messenger RNA from Emericellopsis atlantica, 1731 nucleotides. Its product is annotated as Phox homologous domain-containing protein. Gene Ontology annotation, cellular component: SNARE complex; endomembrane system. Gene Ontology annotation, biological process: intracellular protein transport; vesicle fusion. The coding region runs from base 336 to 1421 and encodes 361 amino acids. The transcript has a single exon. Gene Ontology annotation, molecular function: phosphatidylinositol binding; SNAP receptor activity; SNARE binding. Lineage: Eukaryota; Fungi; Ascomycota; Sordariomycetes; Hypocreales; Bionectriaceae. The record is from RefSeq and is a predicted model, not a curated record.